Molecule: messenger RNA, 5499 nt
Organism: Portunus trituberculatus (swimming crab)
Lineage: Eukaryota; Metazoa; Arthropoda; Malacostraca; Decapoda; Portunidae
Exons: 9
Coding region: 309-1352 (347 amino acids)
Source: RefSeq, a predicted model, not a curated record
UCCUCACCUUUCCAAAACAUUUCCCUUUUUUGAGCACAAGCGGGAGUUUUACCACCUCCACACUCACCAUACUCACCACUCACGCACUUCACCACUACCUCCACCUCACCACGCUGGGGGAAGGCUGGGGGAGGCGGAGAAAAGCGUGAAAAAGAGUGACGUCUCCUCUUAUCUCUUGGACAGGAAGCGGAUAGAACAGAUCGAGGCUGGACGCUGUUACUGGCUGUCUCUGUUUUCUCUGUGUCUCUUUCUCUUUGUUUUCUGGUGUGUUUGUGAAGGUUUGGGUGUGGGUGUGGUGAGGUGCUGUGAUGGCUGCUGUCAAACCCAAAGUGCUCGUGUUGGGAGGAUGCGGGUUCAUCGGACGGUACGUGGUGUGUGAGCUGGUGGAGAAGCAGGUGUGUUCUAGCAUCUGUGUGGUGGACAAGGUGCCGCCCCAGAUCGCGUGGCUCAAUGAGAGACAGUCCAAGGUGUUUGCCGACGAGAGUAUCACCUUCCGCAGCGCCAACCUCAUCAAUGCUGCCUCGUGUGCCAGUGCCUUUGGGGAGGAGGAGUGGGACUGGGUGAUCAAUGCCGCAGGGGAGACAAAAACUGGACAGGUUGACGCAGUGUACCAUGAAGGCAUCGUGCACCUGUCGACCAACUGUGCCAAGGAGGCGGCCAAGAGGAGAGUGAAGGUGUACUUGGAGGUGUCGGCUGGCACCAUGUUCUCCGAUGACAAGGUAGUGGCCCACAAGGAGACCGACUCAUGCACACCCUGGAAAGUGGCGGGGAAGUGCAAGUAUCAGGUGGAGGAGGAGAUUAAGAACAUUCCAGACCUUAAUUGGAUCAUCAUAAGGCCCGCCACUGUGUACGGUGUCUCGGAUCGCACUGGAUUGACCACACGCCUUGUAUUUGGAGCAGUGUACCGUCACCUCAAUGAGCCCAUGAAGCUGCUCUGGGAUAAGAACCUUUAUGUCAACACUGUCCAUGUCACUGAUGUUGCCAGGGCGGUGGUGUGGCUGUGUCAGAGGGAGAAGGUCCACCAGAUAUACAACGUGGUGGAUGAGAACAACACCACACAGGGCAACAUCACAGAGAUCGUGUCCGACAUUUUCAACAUCAACUACGACUACUGGGGCAAUGUGUUCUCCAAGCUGGCCAAGACCGACACACUGGGGCUGGUGACAGAUGUGAACGACAAACACCUGGUGCCGUGGGCUGCUGUGUGUUCUGCCGGGGGUCUGGAGAACACACCCCUCACCCCGUACAUAGACCAGGACUCCGUGCAGUGCUGCCACCUACACCUGGAUGGCUCUAAGCUGCGGUCCGAGGGUUCACUUACUCCUUCCCUAAACCCACCAAAGAGUUACUGAUGGAGAUUUUGAAGGACUUUAUCAACAUGAAGGUCUUCCCAGCCAAUGCACUUCCCAGCCAGGAUUAGUGCCAGCCAGACCCAGAAGUGCCAAGCAUAGGAGAGUAAGAGGUGGUGAAUUUUGGAUGACACACCUUCAACAUUUUCAGCGCCUUCCUUUCUUCCUUCACCUGCUGACGACUUGUUAAUGAAGCACACUGCACCUGCCUGCCUGAAAUUUACCUGUAAGAGUGUGAGAGAGAGAGAGUGAGGGAGGAGAAAGAUUGAUUGGUUUGUGUAAUGAGAGAAAGGGAGAGGGAAAGGGAGGGAGUAGAAGUGUUUUUGGGUUAAGAGAGAGAGGAAUUUGGUGUUUUUGAGUGUUAGAGAGAGAAAUAGAGAGAGAGAGUGAGUAGGAGUGUUGUUAGUUACUGUUUAAAGAGAUUUAGUUAUUUUACAGAGACUGACAGAUAAAGGAGAAUAUACAAACUAAUUAAAACUUGUCAAAUUAUACAGAUAGAGCAAAGAAUAGAGUAAAUAUAAGUAAAUAAACUAAAUAUUAAGAUGUAAGGGUAAGGCAAGAGAGAGAGAGAGACUACCAGAGAGCUGUGUUUCAUGUGCCAAGUAUAUUGUUGUAUAUUGACGUACGUGUUGAUGUUUAGAUUUACGUAUGUGUGUGCGUUGGACAGAUGGACAGGGCUCCCUAACGUAACCCAACACGGCCUAACCUAAUCUAACCUAAAGUAUUGUAACCUAAUCUAACAUGACGUAAUCUAACUUAACCUAACCUAACCUAACAGAGCAACUUAUGACCCUAUUUAACCUAACUUAACUGAAUUUGAUGUGAUCUAGUGUAAUGUAAUCUUUCUUGACCUAACCUAACCUGACGAAGCCUAACUUAGCCCAACUUAACCUAAACUAAAAUAAAUUAACCUAACCUAUCCUAUCCUAACCUAACCUAACCUAUCCUAUCCUAUCCUAUCGUAACCUAACACUAUCUUGUCUCCUGUACUGUUUUAUUAUUUAUUUUGCUUUAGUUUUUUGUACUAAGUCCCCAUGUAAUAAUUAAGUCCCAUUUUUCUGUGAUUUGAUGGUGUUUCCAAUGGGGGACUACAAAUUUAGACCUUAUUAAUUAUUUUUUUGUUUUUGUUUUUAUAUAUUUUUUUUAUCAUGGAUUUUUCUGCAUGAUUUUUUUUUUUUUUUAUCUCGUUUUCUUGUUUUUUAUUACGUGGAAGAUUUUUUGUUGUUUUCAUUUUUUUUUUUUUUAUCUUUUCUGAAUAUUUUUUGGAAGAUUGACUUUUUUAUUGCUGUUCUAUGUUUGUCAGUUUUGUUCUUCAAUUUUUUCUUGGUAAUAGUUUGUUUUGCCGAGAUUCUUCACUAUUUGUGGUGUUUCUUCUUUGUCUUCCACUGUGUUUCUGGAAGUCAGGAAGAGAGAGAUAGCUUUUCUAAAUUGGUGUUCUAUAUUUUUUGUUCCAGUUUUUCUUGACAGUAGUUUAAUGUUUUGCCGAGAUUCUUCACUAUUUGUGGUGUUUUUUCUUUGUCUUCCACUGUGUUUCUGGAAGUCAGGAAGAGAGAGAUAGCUUUUCUUAAUUGGUGUUCUAUAUUUUUUGGUCUAUAUUUUUUCUUCCAGUGUUUCUUGACAAUAGUUUAAUGUUUUGUCGAGACUCUUCAGUAUUUGUGGUGGUUUUUCUUUGCCUUCCACUGUGUUUCUGGAAGUCAGUUGAUGAUUUCCUGAUUAUUUAUUGGUUUGAUCUACACUUUUUUUUUUUUUCUUUGUUAUUUGAAUUGACAAGCAAGAGAUGUUUUCGUAAAUUCUUCCACACUAUUUUUUUCGUUAUGAAUUUUUUUCUAAUUUGAGAAUUUGCAUGGACGACUUUUUUUUUAAGUAACGAAUAAGAUACACACAUUUUUUGUAUUAGUUCUUGUUCUUUUUUUGCAGUUUUUUAUUAAUAAUUAUGUUUUCUGUAGUUCUUUUUAACAUAUUUUAUUAUGAACUAUUUUAUACUGAGAUUUAUGUAUCAGUUUACAUUAUCACGUAUAUUUUACAACAUUUUCUGUGAUUAAUUGUCAAGUUUUCUGUGAUUUACCAAGACUGCAUGAGGGACAAGAGAGUGAGACUGCCAACACACCUCCACUAAUUCAAGACCUCCUCCACUAGUGCAGGUUUUGAAACACAACACUGACUCAACAGAAGGUUAAUUUGAACUACAAUCGAUACAAGCCAUAGAGAAUUAGUGAAUCAGUGUGUUUGAAUGGGUUAAAAGUACUUAGGAGGAAGUUACCUGUUUAUUGGCUGAUUAGUGUUAUUGAUGUUACCUGUGGGUGUGUGUAUGUGUGUGUGUACCUCAGUGAUGCUUGUGUAUGUGUGUGUAUCAGAGAUGUUUGGCGGUAUAUCUGUGUGUGCAUCAGUGAGUGUAUGUGUGUGAGUGUCUGUCAAGAAGGCGGAGUGUGGCUGCCGUGUGGAGGGUGUAGCGGCAGUGGCAGCAGCGGCGGUGGUGGCAGCGUUCCGUGUGCCGUGUGAUAUCCUGUGCCAUACAAGUAACCACAACAUUCCUCAUUGGUGAUAAAUGUGAUAAGUCUCUGUGCCUUCCAGUCUUCGCCGCCACCCCGCCGCCACCUGCCACCCGCCUCCCCCAUAGUGCAGCCCACCCCAUCACCUUGCCUGGCUGGGGUCGGCUCGGUUAGGUUAGGUCGUGAUAUAGUCUGACUUGGCUGGAUUAGAUUUGAUUAAGUUUGGUAAUUUUGUUUUGUUUAUUUACUUAUUUAUUUAUUUUUGGUACGGUUAGGUUAGAUCAAGUUAGGCUAGGCUAGGUUUGGUUUGGGUUUCAUUAUUUUAUUUUAUUUCAUCUUAUUUUAUUCAUUUUUAUAUUCAUUUGUUCAUUUAGUUUGGUACCGUGAGGUUAAAUGAAGUUAGGUUUGGUGUGACAUGGUUUUGGUUUGGUUAAGUUAGGUUUGGCUACAUGAAGUUAUAUUCUAGCUUGGUUUGGUUAGGUUAGGUUGGGUUAGCUUUGGUGUGACAUGGUUUGGUUUGGUUAAGUUAGGUUUGGCUACAUGAAGUUAUAUUCUGGUAUGGUUAGUCUAGCUUUGGUUGGGUGAGAUGAGGUUGGCAUGAUUAGAUUGAGCUUGUUUUGUGUAGUUUGUUAGUGCUGAUAUGUGGGAAGUGUCAGAUGUCAGGUUAUGUCAAUUUAUGGGAUGUUGGGUCAGAUUUGGAUAGGUCGGGAUGGACUGGGUUAGAGGAGGGUAAUUAGGUUAGGUUAGGUCAGUUUAGGACACUUAAGGUCACCUCUGGGCCAGAUAUUAGGUGUGUCAGGUGAGGUCAACUUUGCCUAACCUCACCGAUCUUAGACAAGACUGGAGGAGAUAAGGACAUGAUAAAUCCAGAACAAAAUUGUGGGAUCUGAUGAUUAAAGUAUACUGUGUGUGUGUGUGUGUGUGUGUGUGUGUGUGUGUGUGUGUGUGUGUGUGUGUGUGCACAAUAAUGAAAGUUUAUAGGAGAUUAAAACAUGUUAAAUUUGAUAUAAAGUUUAUUGAAAUUUUAACAUAUAUGAUUCAGAGAGAGAGAGAGAGAGAGACUUAUACUAUAAAAAAUAACUUUUGAUAUUUUGAAGUGGAGUAAAGAACAAAGACAGAGAUGCAUAGAGGAAUAAGGAAGAGAGAGAGAGAGAUCAUCUGUCAAUCUUACUUUACAACAAUAGCCAGAUAAUUUAUGCUAUCUCACACACACACACACACACACACACACACACACACACACACACACAUUCAUUAUAGGUAGAUAAGACUGCAGAAGUUGUAUUAUUAUUAUUAGUAUUGAUAUUGCUCUGACUUAGGACAUACACACAAUGGGUAUGUUUUGUGUAUUCUGUCCCUUGGCCCUUUGCACGAGUUUUUGUGUCAUUGUUGGUUCUCUUUGGGUGUUUUUUGGUGUGUUUUUUUAAAAGAGAGAGAGAGAGAUGGUUUGUUAGAUAAUGAGAACUAGAGAGGAAGAGGAGAUGGAGAAGAAAAGUUUUAAUGAGAGAAAAAAAUGCUAGAGGAGAAUAGUCAUUGAGAGAGAGAAAGAAUUUUUGUUCGUGUGAAGAAUAGAUCUUGAGAUAAUGAAAAUGAUUACGAGAGAAAAAAUCUUGUCAUUGUGAGGAAAGAAAAAGAGAGAGAGAGAUUGUAUUCAUUGGAGA